AUGAGCAGAAACUACACUGCCAAUAGCCGCUACCAGUACUACCUCAAUACUUUUCUGUUUUCCAACGCCUCCAACAGUGACACUGCGAAAUUCAGCACUACCACCGCUGGCAACGACGCCGACACCACCGUAUAUGGCGAGUUCAUGUGCCGCGGCGACAUUCCCCAGCAGGUCUGUCAGGAUUGCAUCCAAGACGCCUCCAAUCGAAUAGUCUCAGAGUGUCCCAACAACAAAGAGGCAAUCAUCUGGUACGACGAGUGCUUGGUCCGCUAUUCCAACCGUUCUUUCUUCUCUACCCUCCAAGAGCAGCCUACAGCAACCAGCUUCUCGUACCUGGGGCGUUAUAGCAGGAUCCGGAAAAAGUCUUGGAAUUCAAACCUUGGUGGCAUCGACUAA
Molecule: messenger RNA, 396 nt
Organism: Prosopis cineraria
Lineage: Eukaryota; Viridiplantae; Streptophyta; Magnoliopsida; Fabales; Fabaceae
Product: cysteine-rich repeat secretory protein 1-like
Exons: 1
Coding region: 1-396 (131 amino acids)
Source: RefSeq, a predicted model, not a curated record